GUCAUAUGAACAUAAUGGCGGCCGCAAUGGAUGUUGAUGACAGUGGUGCUGACGGAGAUCUGGAAGUUCCUGGCGGUUCAGGAGAAAAGGGAGGAAAGAAAAGAUUUGAAGUUAAAAAAUGGAAUGCUGUCGCUUUAUGGGCAUGGGAUAUAGUAGUUGAUAACUGUGCAAUCUGCAGGAAUCACAUCAUGGAUCUUUGUAUAGAAUGCCAGGCCAAUCAAGCCUCAGCCACAAGUGAAGAGUGCACAGUAGCAUGGGGAGUUUGCAACCAUGCAUUCCAUUUUCACUGUAUAUCUCGAUGGUUAAAAACUCGACAAGUGUGCCCCUUGGAUAACAGAGAAUGGGAAUUCCAGAAGUAUGGCCAUUGAAAGAGAUCCACAGUUAUUUCCAUUCAAAAUUGGAGGGAAAGUGUUAAUUUUAUUGAAACAAAAAUACUUAAACACUCACUAAAGUUAUUAGUUACUGUGCUUUAAGAAGGAAAAAUCAGUUAUUGUCAGAAAUAGCAUUUUAAAAGAAUACUUUAUAAUACAAUAAGAAGACAUAUGGUAUUUGUAUGUACAUUUUUAAUAAUUACAUGUAUACAUAUUAUACAUGUAUAUAGUAACGUGCCCCCCAAAAAAGAUAUAAGAAGUAUUUUGUGUACAUGUAUGAUGUGUUUGAAAUUAAUAAAUUAAGCAUAGAAAACAUU
Molecule: messenger RNA, 688 nt
Organism: Saccostrea echinata
Lineage: Eukaryota; Metazoa; Mollusca; Bivalvia; Ostreida; Ostreidae
Product: E3 ubiquitin-protein ligase RBX1
Exons: 5
Coding region: 6-368 (120 amino acids)
Biological process (GO): ubiquitin-dependent protein catabolic process; protein ubiquitination
Cellular component (GO): nucleus; cullin-RING ubiquitin ligase complex
Molecular function (GO): zinc ion binding; ubiquitin protein ligase activity; cullin family protein binding
Source: RefSeq, a predicted model, not a curated record